Molecule: messenger RNA, 348 nt
Organism: Myotis lucifugus (little brown bat)
Lineage: Eukaryota; Metazoa; Chordata; Mammalia; Chiroptera; Vespertilionidae
Product: T-cell leukemia/lymphoma protein 1A-like
Exons: 1
Coding region: 1-348 (115 amino acids)
Biological process (GO): positive regulation of peptidyl-serine phosphorylation
Molecular function (GO): protein serine/threonine kinase activator activity
Source: RefSeq, a predicted model, not a curated record
AUGGACCACGGAGGGGUCAUGGCCGAGCUCCCGUCAAAGGUGCACAUCACCUCCCACCCCACCUUUCUGAGGAUCUGUGGGCCUUCGGUGUACCAGGACGAGAAGAAGAAGAUGUGGCUGCAUCACGUCAUGGACACAGAAGUUGUCCUGCAAGUACGGUUGCGCCAGGAAGACAUCCCCAGUGGACAUAUUGCACUCACAACCAGCCCAGAGACAUCGAACACUAUGCCGUUCCUUUGGACGCUCCACCCUGGAGACCAGUACCUGGACUGCAUGUGCCGGAUCUGGCAUAUCAUGCACCACAUCAAGGAGGAAGGAGUGGAGGAAAUGAUCCUUGAGCUAAUGUAA